Brenthis ino (lesser marbled fritillary) is the source of this 432-nucleotide messenger RNA. The record is from the annotation of a GenBank genome assembly. Lineage: Eukaryota; Metazoa; Arthropoda; Insecta; Lepidoptera; Nymphalidae.
AUGGCUAAAAAUACAAGUAAGGGUGGAAAAGCGAAAACAAACGAAGAAGUGUUCGCAGGAUUUCAAAAUUUACGAAGUGAACAGAGACAAUUGGCAAAUAAAAUCUCCGAACUUGAAAUGGAUUUGAACGAACACAAGAUAGUUAUUGAAACACUUCAGGCAGUAGAGCCGUCGCGCAAAUGUUUUCGCAUGGUUGGUGGUGUGGUAGUCGAGCGCACAGUUGCUGAAGUAUUACCAGAAUUGGAAGUUAAUACGGAACGCUUACCUCAGGCAUUAAAGGCCUUACAUGAGCAGUUGGCAAAAAAAGGUCAAGAAAUCAAUGAAUAUAUAGAGAAGCAUGACAUUAAAGUCCAGCGUGGUGCAGAGCCAGCCAGUGAGAUCCAGACCCAGGAGAAUGCACCUGCCAAAACCAAUGUACUUGUUGCUAGCGGU